AUGGCGAAGGCUGCUGGAGAUCACUCCCCAAAGCUGCAGUUGUUAUCUACUGGGGAUUUGCCUGCUCUUGAAGGUCUGCUUCGAUGUGGCAAGAGCUGCCGGCUCAGGUGGAUAAACUACCUCCGUCCCGAUCUCAAGCGUGGCAACUUUACGGCGGCAGAAGACGAGCUCAUCAUCAAGCUCCAUGGCUUGCUUGGGAACAAAUGGUCUCUCAUAGCAGGGCGAUUGCCGGGUAGGACCGACAACGAGAUCAAGAACUACUGGAAUACAACCAUCAAGAGGAAGCUCCUCGGCCGUGGCCUCGACCCUCAGUCUCACCGACCCAUCGAGCUGAUCACUAACCCGUUCGCUACCUUAAAACAACAAGACGUGUCCAUGGCUCAGGACUGCACGACUGUAGCAAAGGUCUUAAACUUUCUCCAGCGACGACGGCAGCAGCAGCAGCACCGACCUCAAUCUCGAUCUCUCCAUAAGCAACGUACCGCAAGAAGAAUGACAACAGAAGCAGCACAAGCAACGUACCGCAAGAAGGAUGACAACAUGCCCACCUAUUCCCUUCAGAGUGUGGCAGAUAUAACUCAGAUCGUCAGGGUGGCAAGGGUUCCACCAUCAUCAGCUUUCGAUGCAGGCUUCAGCUGGCCUGACGAUGAAGAGGAGCCGCAGGAGGGCAAGCAAGAGUAA
Musa acuminata AAA Group (dessert banana) is the source of this 681-nucleotide messenger RNA. Its product is annotated as transcription factor MYB7-like. The record is from RefSeq and is a predicted model, not a curated record. Bases 1 to 681 code for a protein of 226 amino acids. Lineage: Eukaryota; Viridiplantae; Streptophyta; Magnoliopsida; Zingiberales; Musaceae. The transcript is spliced from 3 exons.